CGAGCCCUUUUGCCGCGGGUGGAGGGGACGGCGGCGACUCCGGGUACGACGAGCAGCUCCGUCGAAUUCAGGUGCAGCUGCGGGACAGGCAUAAUCAGUACGCCCUGUCUGAAACUGCUGCCGGGAGAGGAGUGGGCUUGGAAGGGGACAAGAGGUGGGCAGUGUGUAUUUACAGGAACGCUUGCUUUCCAACACAUGAACUUGCCAUGUCUUCCUAGUGCAGGAGUCAACUUGGUGUCAUUUUGAAAGAUUGAAACGAAGAGGAUGGAAUUGGAGAGAAAAAUGCUGGAAUAUAGUAAACCUGAUGUCUACUUAUCUAAGUUGAAACACAUGAAGCUUAAAAAAUACUUGAAAGAAAUAUGUGAGCGUCAGAAAAAAUCUCUGCUUCGAAACCAAGAUUUGUUGAAGGAAUUUGAUUGUAUUGAAGCUCAUAUUAGAAAGUUUGCUUCAAGUUCCGAGUCUCUUCAAAAGCUGAAGGCAGAAUAUGAAAGACAAAUUAAAAGCAGGCUGGCACUUCAGAAAAAUAGUUUAUUAAAAGAUGACGGGAAAGAUAAUGUUAAGCAGCUGAUGAUGGCAGAAGCCAGCCAGACAGGAAUUAACACCAGGACAGCUAUGUCAAGAGGACUGUAUCACACGGCAACCAUCUUUAUGGGCCGCCAAAUGUCAGCUGUCUCAAGCGCUGAAGAUUUCUCUGCGCUGCAGAAAUCUUCCCAGCUCACAAAGAGCUUUUCAAUUUCUAACCCACAUCCAUAUAGACAACCAUCACAUAACAGCAGUGUGACAGACAGCUGUGUAGUACAAACUAAUAAUGAUCUACAGCGCUCAAAUCAGUCUGACAAAACAGAUGGGAAGGCAUAUCUGGUAGCGGAUGCUGAAAUGCCAGUCAUACCCAGCAUCUCAUCUGAGAAUCGGAGAGCUUGCUUCGUAACAGUUGAACACAAGGCAAAUAAUUGCGGUAGUAAUUUAGUGGAAAGCAAAAUGUCUCCUGAAGUUAACUCCCUGUUACAUGGAAGAUUAAGUCCUGAGAACAGAGCUGCUGGUUUCAAAAGUGACAGUUCCUGCAGAUCUGUGAAAGGAGCACUGACAGAUGAGCACUCUGGACUAAAUGAACAGGGAUCUAAAAGGCCAAUCUUGCUGGCGUUUCAACCUGAGCAAGCGGUUUCUGGAAAUGAGCACUCAAGAGAGAAAUGCCCAGGUCCAGCUCCUCUUUGUGGAAUUCACACUUGGACAGUUUCACUGGCAGGUGGUUGUCCCUCAGGGUUUUUAAUACCUGCUGCACUAGUUUCACAUGGGACUUGUAAUCUUGUGAAUACAUCAACUCGUCAUCAAGCUCUGGGGGAGAGUCUGCAGUUUGCCAGCGGUACACAAGAGGAGGAAGAUGAAAGUUUAGACGAAAGCAGUGAUCUCACUGUUUCUUUGAAUGAGGAUGAUGAAGAGGAGGAGUCUUGGAAGCAGCAGAAAAACUUAUGGGAUAUAGGCAGCAAGGCCUUUUUAGACAUCGGUGAUGCAACACACAAAAAGGAAGCCUCACCUAAAGAACGACAUACAUGCGGUCGUACUUCAAGCACAGAUGCAUCUGCUGGUCCCCCAGUCAGGGAAUGUCUGUCCUUUGAAGGAUUCUCUUAUGUGCUGCAGUACAUAGAAGAGAUGACAGCCAAAGCAGCUUCUGAAUGCCUGACAUUAUACAAGAGCAAACCUGUGAACUCAGAAGAACUGGAGACCCUUACAAGCAUCUGUAAUCAAACCGGCAGCUUGGAACAAGAAGACCUUGAGGGAUGUGAAGCACUUGUCCUUCAUCAGCUUCAGAGAUUAUUACAAAGCACAGUGAAUAGAUGCCUUUUACCAGAGGAAGCGCUUAAUGAAAAAAGUGGGAUGCUGGGUGAAAAACAAGUCAGGCCUGAAUUGUCAUCUUUCUUUGCAAUGAUAUGGGAACGUUUAAAUGAGCAUGUCUUAUUCUUGAAAAAACACAAUGUUUCACUCACACAAGAAGUGAAAGACAUGUUGGGUACCUUAUUGAUUUUGGAGAGAAAUAAGCAAGAUGGCCUGGUUACACCAUUAUUGAAAGAUAACGGUCCAGAAGAAUAUGAAGAUGAAUCAUCUGUUUGCAGUAACGUAACAUCUUGUAGUUCACAGACAAACAAAAUCAAAAUAAAGCGAGAAAAGCUUGCACAGUUGCUUGACAGUAAUGGUGCGAGGGAACAUGAAGUCACAAACUGGUGUGAAGAUGAGAGCAAGGAAGAAGGCCUGGUGGAAAAGAUUCCUAUUACAGGUUUAAAUAUUGAUGGACGUAGCUUAAAGGAAGAGAAAAGAAAUGCAACCAGUUCAGAAGCUAGUUUUUCAUCUCGGGAAAGAAGAAGCCCUUUGUCAAGGGAUGAAAAUCAAAAGGGAGUGGUAACUACAAUAAAAUCAAAAGCCUUUUGGGGUGAUUCUGAUGACAGCAAUUCUGAUAUUGAAGCAGCUCUGCGUCCUCAAGUACACUGCUCACCUGAAGAUGACUUUAAUGACUUUUAUGAUUGAGGAGGGCUAUGAGUUCUGUGCAUACAUGUGACAAACACUUCUCUACUUCAAGUUGCUCCCCUAAGCGGUGCCCCCCCUCGAGUUCCAAACACAUGUUUGCAGAUGGGUGUAAUGUGUAGCUCUGUGGUGAGAAACUUAAGAAUUGGCUCUUGCUCUCAUAAACAUGUUUGAAAAUCACUACAAGGAAGGAAGCAUGGAGUAGGGAAAAGGUUAAGUGCUCCUUUCCUCUUCUGCUCCUCCUUUCUCCCUUUGGAAAUGGCUUUUCUUGUUCUAAAGGGGUCAUUGGGUGACUGUUACAUGCAUUUGCCUAUAGUGUUUAGCUUGGCCUUGACUUUGCUGGCAGUUUGGAUGUGGGAGUCAACAGUGUGAUUUCACAAAUCACACAUUCAUAUAUACCCGGGCCAGUAUUUCUAUCAUCCACAGAACAUUCUCAUGUAGUGGACCUCUAUCAUGACUCUUCUGUAAUAAAUCUUACACUUGGCAACCUA
Eublepharis macularius is the source of this 3005-nucleotide messenger RNA. RefSeq names its product kizuna centrosomal protein (gene KIZ). Bases 265 to 2517 code for a protein of 750 amino acids. The record is from RefSeq and is a predicted model, not a curated record. NCBI's taxonomy places the organism in Eukaryota, Metazoa, Chordata, Lepidosauria, Squamata, Eublepharidae. Gene Ontology annotation, biological process: spindle organization. Gene Ontology annotation, cellular component: centrosome. The transcript has 16 exons.